Messenger RNA from Rosa chinensis, 1548 nucleotides. RefSeq names its product transcription factor MYC1. Lineage: Eukaryota; Viridiplantae; Streptophyta; Magnoliopsida; Rosales; Rosaceae. The transcript is spliced from 2 exons. Bases 83 to 1474 code for a protein of 463 amino acids. Gene Ontology annotation, cellular component: nucleus. Gene Ontology annotation, molecular function: DNA-binding transcription factor activity; transcription cis-regulatory region binding; protein dimerization activity. Gene Ontology annotation, biological process: regulation of DNA-templated transcription. The record is from RefSeq and is a predicted model, not a curated record.
UCCUUCGCUUUUCAUCUUUUGUCCUCUCUCCAGUUAUUGAUACUCAGUUGCUCUGUUGUUUGUUUUCCAACAAAAUUAAGCCAUGGAAGCCUGUUUUUCACCCCAUAAUCUUUGUCAAGAAACCUCUGCAGCCACACUUCAGCAACACCUCCAGUUCAUACUUCAAAACCGUCCUGAAUUUUGGGUCUACUCCAUUUUCUGGCAAGCCUCCAAAGACGGCCACAAUGCCAUUUCGUUAUCAUGGGCCGGUGGUCAUUUCCGAGGGACCAGAGACUUCUCAUCCAAAACAUCAACCACUAAUAAGCUAGAUAACAAUUACCAACCAACAAUAGGGUUCGAUCUGGAGACACCAAAGAAGGGGAUCAACAAAGAAGUCGAAGCUUUGUUCCAUGAAGACAUGAACAUGGACGGACUGUUCGACAUUAAUGGAGAUGUCACUGACUCGGAGUGGUUUUACUUCUACACCGUUUCUAAUUUGACACAGUCCUUUGCUGCAGGCCUUGAGAGUAACAACAUUCUUGGCCAUGCAUUUUGUUCUGGUGCUUUUGUUUGGUUGGCAGGCGACCACGAGCUUAGGUUCUAUGAGUGUGAGAGAGUUAAAGAGGCCCGCAUGCAUGGAAUUCAAACUCUUGUUUGUAUUGCAACACCCUUUGGGGUGCUUGAACUGGCUUCUUUAGAAGUGAUUAAACAAGACUGGGGUUUUGUGCAGCUUUGUAAGUCUAUUUUUGGAUCUGACCUAAUAACAACCACCGCCAGCGUCUCAAACUCAAAGCAGGGUCAUGUUCAUGUUCCUCAGUUACAAGAUGGGAUAUUUUCAAGAUCGGUUCAGAAGGAGUGGACCACACAAGGUGAUAUGAGAAAAACUGUCAACCUAAGUGGAUCUUCAUCUGAUUCCGGGCCUUAUAAAAGCACAUCAAACACUAGAUUAAAAGAGAGAGGAAGAUUUGAUAAGCAUGUCAAUGCCAACCAAGAUUCACCAAUAAGCCAUUCGAAGGCAGAGAGACAACGCCGGGAUAAGCUUAAUCAUCUAUUUUAUGCCCUUAGGUCCGUUGUUCCUAAUGUCUCAAAGAUGGAUAAAGCUUCGACACUAUCUGAUGCAAUUGUAUACAUCAAUAAAUUGAAGACAACGAUCGAGGAGUUGGAGGCCAAAAUCCAAGCAAAACCCAAGAAACCCAAAGCAAGCAUCAUGAUUGACAAUAUUCUUGAUAGCCAAAGCACCAGCACUGCUGCUAUGGAGGUGGAUGUGGAUGUGAAGAUUGUAGGGUCAGAAGCCAUAAUUCGAGUUUGGUGUCCGAAUAAUCAGGAUGAUCCAUGUGCUAGAUUGAUGAAUGCACUCAGAGACCUUGAAUUACAAAUUCAUCGUGCAAGCAUAUCUAGUGUGAAUGAGUUGAUACUUCAAGAUGUUAUAGUAAGAGUUCCUGAUGGAUUCGCAAGCGAGGAGGUCAUCAAAACCGCAAUUAUUAAUAGAUUUUAGAACUAGCACAUCUUUCUUGCUCGCUAAUAAGGAUCAAUCACAAUAAAACGUAUCAUGUUGUUGCUUAAAGUUAG